This is a messenger RNA of Ilyonectria robusta, 2957 nucleotides long. RefSeq lists its product as uncharacterized. Bases 311 to 2575 code for a protein of 754 amino acids. Gene Ontology annotation, cellular component: Swr1 complex. NCBI's taxonomy places the organism in Eukaryota, Fungi, Ascomycota, Sordariomycetes, Hypocreales, Nectriaceae. The record is from RefSeq and is a predicted model, not a curated record. Gene Ontology annotation, molecular function: ATP-dependent H2AZ histone chaperone activity. The transcript is spliced from 2 exons. Gene Ontology annotation, biological process: chromatin remodeling.
GUUCCCAUUCCCACUGUCGUUCUCGCUUCACCUUCCGCCUUCCACCUCGCAACAUCUCCUCCUCCCCCUCACAUCCGCUCUGCAUCUUCGCUCGCCUUCGCUCCCCGGCCUUCUGCAAGCUCCACGACCAAGGCAGCUCCCCCGUCGAUUUCUCCGCGGCCUCGGCCUCUCGUUCCGAAGCAGCUCUUCGCCCGCCUCGAUCUUCCUUCCCUGCCCAGGCGACGCGCUCCUGGAUGACAUCCUUAUAAUGCUUUGCUCCUCGCUCACCGUGUGACCACUUUGACCCUUCCCCGCUCUCCCCUCGUUUGCCAUGGAGAGGAAGCGCAAGCUGCCGGCUCGGGCUGCCGCUCGCAGCGAGCAGGUCGCCAAAAAGCGCAACAUCACGCCUCGAGAACGCUCCGCGACGCCUGCAGCUCCCCCGCCACCACCCCCGGCGCCUGAAGAGCCCCCGCCACCACCGCUGCCCAAGUCGGUUCAAGCUGGCAAGCCGUUGCCUACCGUCGAGGUUGCGCAGACCGACGACUUGUCAGUGAAGGAGUAUCAGUCGGUGGGCGAGAGUGGUGUCCUCGCCGAGUCUCUCUCUCGAUCUCGGAAUAAAUGGAUCAGCGACGGUCUCUUCGCCAAAUACUGGACGAAGCCGCACAAGCGCAAGGGUGUUCUGAAUGAGGACCCGAAGAACCCCCCCAAGGACAGCAUGUCCAAGGUCGGCACCGUCACCAUUACCAUCGAGCCUCACAUGAUAGAAGCUACUAUGUAUGUGGUCAAGGACCCAAAGCCAAAGCCCAUUCCGCACGCCCAGCAGCCUCAGCAGCAGCCUCGUCCCAUCAUCCAAUAUGGCCCCCCGAACGGCUCGAUGCCUCCCCCGCUCGCACCCGCGUCCGCAACCGCUACACCAACACUAAGCGGCGCAACCGUUGCAAAGCCGGUGUCCCAGAGCCCAGCACAGUCUCCAGCACAACCACAGUCGCUAUCUCGACCCCCUCCGGAGAAAAUUGCUCCUCCGACACCCUCUCCUAAAGUCGUGGCACCUCCUUUGGCGAACACCACCACUCCCUCGCUGAGCCCGAGUUACCCACCGAGACCACAUGUGGCUGGACCACCUGUGGCACCUUCUGCAACGCCUCCCCAAAUGCCUCGGGCACCGUCCAACCCCCCACCGCAUGGCGGUGUCUCAGCACCCGCGCACUCUACCGGAAUUACCCCAGCUCCAGCGCCCUCAACACCCGUGGCUCCGAUGGCAGCCCCAAGGGCAUCGCCAGCUCCGCGUCCGCCCAUCAGUGCGCAUGCGACGCCUACGACUGGUGUAGCUAAACUGGCAACUCCUACAACGGCUCCUGCUGCGCCUGCUGCGCCUGCUGCGAAGCCCACAGCGAAUGACCCUGUUAUUGCUUUACUCGCACAAAAAGCUUCUGGAGACGCAGAGCUUCGCGACUUGAUGAAGAGAGUGGCUGUAGGCCAAGCUAAAGAAGGAGAACUGGCGCACUUUCAAAAGAUCAUCGACCAGCUAAAUGCCGAGUAUCGAAGCAGGGGAGGCCAGCAGGGACCAUCCGCAGACAGACUCCUUGUGGAUGGCAGGACAGUCAAGUAUUUUGCCGACGAGGUCCGAACUAUUCUCGACAUUGUCCUCGCCUCAAAUCCCAUGCAGAAAUCGUCAGAGCUCCGACCACCGCCCCGCAGCGACCCUCUGGUCGUUUUGUUGGUCAGGACGGCACUCGAGGACCUGAGAACGAAGGACAUGAUUCGGCGAAUUGCCGAAGGACGGCCGGGUUUCACCGAUGCAACGGAUCUCAAAGACAUUCUCGACAAGUUGCACCGAGAUAUGAAAGCUGUCCCACGUCCUUCGCCCGCACCAUCUCAAAUACGGCAGCAGACGCCAAAUGGGGUUCCGAAUGGUCAUGCGAGGACUCCGACUCCCCAAACUGUAUCGCAACACAACCCCCAAGCGUUACGUUCCAAGGGACCUCCGCCAACUCCAAAACCUGAUAUCUCGGCCGUCGUACUAGAUUUCGGGAACGGAGAUCGUUAUCUCUUCCCCAAAUUCAGCAUCCUGGAGUAUCUACCUACUUCCUCAGGCCAGCAGGUUGUAGCAUCAUUUCUGAUUGUGCGCAAGGGCAGUACCUCGGAGUACGGGGGAGACCCUGAGCUUGACUACUACCAACCCAUCACUAUUCGGCUUUAUACGCAGACUGGCCGACAUUUGGAGAACCUGGCAAGGGUGGUAGCUCCGCAAGAUGAAGUGCGGCGAUAUAUGGAUGAUGUGAUGGACAACAUGACACGUGCCGAGUACGUCCUCUUAGCCAUGAGACUACCCCGCGCCAUUAAGGAUGGCGAUAACGAUGGACUCGGCUCAGAAGAGCUCAAGACAAAUGGCUCGACCCCCAAGCCUGACGAGCCAGCUCAAGGACAGAAGAUUGUACCAAAGUCUUCGGUCCUCUGGGCUACCAAAGGCAAAUCAGAAACGCCACCUAUCGAGGGACACUCUCUCAGACCGCCCCGAGACCAGGAACAGGAGACUCAAGCCCGGUACCAGCGGCUGAUCAACUCAGUGGCUGCAAAGGAUAGAGAAGCUAUAUGAUGAGACGGUGGGACACGAUUUGGAGGCUGAUAUAUUGUGUACAUAUUUUUCAUGAUUGAUUGGUCCAAUUAUAUUAGGGAUGGGAUGGCGGGGCGAGAACGGAGCAAGGAGCGGGAAAAUUAUGCUUUAGGAUUGGCGCAGUGAUACUUUGGAAGCUCGAUGCUCGAGCGAGGACUAUUUUGUACGUCCACAUGGAUCGAAUGGCCUGGAGUUCUGAAAUGCCAGACUUUUAGAACUUACUUCUGCUCUCAUUCUUCACGUUGGGUUUACUUCUUGAAGCAGGCCUAGUUGUAAUCAUUGACCACGGAUCUACCCAUCCCUAAUCACUGCGUGUAUUCAUCAUGGCGUUCACAUGAACUAUGUAACCAUUGCAGGCCAUAAC